This is a messenger RNA of Didymella exigua CBS 183.55, 2043 nucleotides long. RefSeq lists its product as uncharacterized. The record is from RefSeq and is a predicted model, not a curated record. The transcript is spliced from 5 exons. The coding region runs from base 1 to 2043 and encodes 680 amino acids. Gene Ontology annotation, biological process: regulation of transcription by RNA polymerase II. NCBI's taxonomy places the organism in Eukaryota, Fungi, Ascomycota, Dothideomycetes, Pleosporales, Didymellaceae. Gene Ontology annotation, cellular component: nucleus.
AUGGGGAACUGUACGCGUAACCAAGCGCAGCUCCUCCUCGCCUUCAAGGUGCUUCACUUUGUCCACCAACUGCGAAAACGCGUGAAGACACGUGUGCAAAGCGGCUUCGACGAUGAUCUACGACUUGGCAACUACCUCCAAGCUGACCGAAAGGCGUCGAUGCGGAUUCCAGGGUUGUCCCGACCUGGAGCCCGCGACGCAAAGCAGCCGCAGCACAUCGGCAACCGCAUUAGCAAGUGCCGCAAGAACAAGCCAAAUUCGUUUAGACCAGUGCUCAGGCUACUCACACCGGGUUCGGAUGCGUCCGUGUACUCAAACGAAUCUGGCGAGGAGGUGCAACAGUACGUCCAGAGAAGCGUCCGUUUGGUUUCAUGCAUGCUUAGUUCUGCGAACAGCAACCCCAGCAAUGUCGAAGAAGCUCUGACGGCGAUCGCGAGCGACAACAAGCUCUUUCUCAACCAUGCUAGUUCGCCGAUCCUCCAACGCUGUUCCCUGUAUGAGAUCAACUGGGUACUGCUUUCGACAUUUUCAGCUCUGCAGACGCUGUCGGAGUGCCGGUCACAAUUCGGUGAUAACUGGCUUGCGGCACAAGGCCAACUGAUCGGGCUCGAUGUAGACGGGACGUUUGUUGCAAAUCUUGAGCAUUUGCUGCUGUGGCUUCAGGCAAAACUCGAAAAUGCAUUGGUGCGCAAAGUGCGCGCCGAGCUGCUGCACCCUAUGGGCGGGUACAGCAAGAAUCAACGAAAGCUUCUGGCCUGUCUCGAUGGGUUUGCGGAGAAGCCGCAACCACUCAGCAUGUCUUUUCCCUGGACCAUCAAGCCUUCACUGGCUGUGUUGUGGGGUGUCUGCUGGAUGUUUUAUGAUCGUGCUGGCAAUGCGCCUGCGGAUCUAGAAGGUACCAAUGAUCGCGUUCCAGUCACUCGUGUGCUUCAACACGUUGGUGUCCCAUGGACCGCUCCAGGAUCGUCUGAGUACCUCAACUUCGGCCUUGAAAUGAUUGGCCUGCAGCCGCAACCUGGGACGCAACUGCAAACGGGCGACAACAUGCCUGUGGGGCCUGAGAGUGAUGUGUUCAAAGCAGCACGAAACUCGGAUACCUGGCAAUCCGAUUGGCAUCAUUUGAAUUCUAGGCAUCCGAGCCUUACAGUCUCGAGCCUGUCGCCGAUUGUGAAUUCCGGAUCCGCAAUACAAUUACCGCAGAUCCACCACAAGCACGAACGUUCCCUUUCUAGCACCUCGAACACUGAUAUGCCCACUCCGGUCAGCAUAGCAGGAAACGAUCUCCCCUCACCCGUGGGCGAGCAGCACAGAACGACCAUGUCGAGCCCUAACACCCACACAAGACAAUACUCUGAGGACAUAUCUUCCCAAGAUGAGCAUGACGGGUCGCUGCGGAAGAACCACUCGUACAAGCGUGCUGAAGAGCCACCGCGCAACAAUGAGGCAAAGAUGAUCUGCAAACGUUCAGAGUGCUCCGGCAUCACUUUCGACCGCAAAUGCGAAUGGAGCAAACACAUGGACAAACACGACCGUCCCUACAAGUGUGGCGUCAAGGGAUGUGAGAAGCUGCAAGGCUUCACUUACAGCGGUGGUCUUCUGCGUCACGAACGCGAAGUGCACAAGAUGCACGGCGGCACCAAGAAGUCCCUCUUCUGCCCGUUUGCAGAUUGCAAGCGCAGCUCUGGCGCCGGCUUUACGCGGAAGGAGAACCUCGCGGAGCACAUCCGUCGCGUACACCGUAGGACAAGCAUGUCGGCGGACAUGCAUGGCCUGGUGAUCCGCCGUGACACCCUGGAGCUCUCACCAACCAUUGAGAGCCGACAGGCGUCGGAGUCGCCUUACGUCCGCAACAUGGAGUACCGCGACAGCGAGGAGCCUUCGCUUAAGCGGAAACGGAUGUUUGACUCUGUGCUUUCUGAUCGCGCUGACGAGGACCUUCGUGCUGAGAUCAAGCGCCUGCGACACGAAAACGAAGAGAAAGACGCGCGGUUGCGACAGCUCGAGCAGGCUGUCAUGGCGCUGCAGCAGAGUCGCAGAAGCUAG